AAACAAAUUGUCUUUGAUUUAUAUUUAAAUUAGUAGAAUUACCGUUUGCAUGCAUUUUUUACUAAACUAGUUUAUAAAUAGCUGGAAACAAAAGAAAAAAAUAACGAAUUUUUUAUAAAUUGAUGAUUGAAAAGGAAAAUACAACGUAAAAUUUGCCAAGUUUGUAAACAAUAAAAAUUUAUCUAUUCAAUAUAAAGUUAUAAUAAAUAAAUUGAUAACUAUGGGAUCUCGAGUUCGUGAUAUUAGUCAUUUUAUGAGAGAUGUUUUUAAAACUGCACAAAGUUCAAAGAAUUGUGAAAAACUCUUAAGAGACGUGCAUUUUAAGACUGCCAAUAAUGGUUAUUGUUCGGCAGAAUUAACACUUUCAGAGAGACAUUUAAACGAAGAUGGAAUUCUUAAUUCUCGUAUUAUUGCUAAUUUAAUUGAACGUAUGACAACUUUUGCUUUAAUGUCUUACAAUAAUAAAAUUUGCGGAAAUACAAUAAAUACAAAUAUUCAAUUUUUGAGUCCAGUUGAUCUUGAUAGCAAUCUCAUAAUAGACUCUCAUGUUUUGAAAGUAAAUGAUCCUGUUGGUCACGUGGAAUCUCAAUUGUGGACUAAUGAAGGUCGUUUGAUUGCCCUUGGACAAAGUAUUAAAUACCUAAAAAAUAUCCCGGCACCGGAAGAUAAAAAAAGGAAAAGAACAAUUCGAAUUGUUCAAUCCAAUUUUUAAAAAAACAAUUGACAAGAAAAAAUUGAAAACUAGCAAAUUAUAACCAAAAAUGACAAAAAUUUAUUCAUCGCUUUUUAUUAAACGAAAAAAUAAACGUUUUAAAAAUAUUUUUUAAAUUUCUAAAUUAAUGGUCUUGAAUUCUUUACAUAUAAAACUAAUUUACAAUUAAAUAUUCUUCAUUUUCGGAUCAAUAAAUUUAUAAAUCAAUGGCUAAUCAUCCGGUUCAUUAUUCCGUUUUUGAAUUCUUUGAUAGGGCAAGAAGAACAAAAACUUUUGCUAGACUUCUAAACAAAGUAUCUGUAAUUGAAGCUCAAAAUGGAAAUUGUCUUGCUCAUUAUACAGUCACUGAAGAAGAGACAAAUGCAGGCGGAGUCCUACAUCCUGGAUUUAUUGCUUUUUUAAUGAACUCCAUUACUCAUUGCUCUAAAAUAACAAGUAAUGUUUCUCAUCCAGCAAAAGACGAACCUCUCUUUUUAAAUAUUCAAUAAAAUUAAUUCCUUCUGAGCCAGAAAGUAUAAGAGCAGAAUUUACAGUUUGUACGGAACACACGGAUAUUGACAAGAAACUUGAUUUUGGAUUUCUUUCGUUUUUAAUAACAGCUAUAUCGAAUCACGCCUUAAUCAUGAAUAAACAAUAUUUUGGAAGUACAAAAAAUUUAAGUGUCCAGUGUUUUAAACCAUCGUUUCCUGGACAACUACUGACAAUAGAAGCGAGAACAGUAGGAAUUAUAUCAGACUAUAUUGCUCAAAUGGAGGCUGAAAUUACAGAUAAAGAUGGUGAACUUGUCGCUUCUGGUCAAUCAACUAUAAAUAUG
Molecule: messenger RNA, 1526 nt
Organism: Leptopilina heterotoma
Lineage: Eukaryota; Metazoa; Arthropoda; Insecta; Hymenoptera; Figitidae
Exons: 6
Coding region: 221-712 (163 amino acids)
Molecular function (GO): fatty acyl-CoA hydrolase activity
Source: RefSeq, a predicted model, not a curated record